AAUGCACACUUCUUUGUUGCAGAUAUGAUUAUAGCAUCACUAGAAAAAAUGAAAUGUAAUAUCUUAAGUCAACAAGCAGAAUCCUGGGGUGUGGAAGAAACAAGCGGAUCAGAUAGCAGCUAUCACACUGAUUCGGAGUUAUAUUCUUACCCUGGAGUAAAGAAGUCUGAUUCUUCUGUUACCUCUUCAGACAGUGGUUAUGAAGGCUGUGCUUUGCUGCCUGCCAGCUCACCAGUGCAUCUACCAUCACAUCGUGAGGUUACCAGUUUUUCUUGCUACAGUGACUCAGAGGAUGAAUAUGUAAUUAUUGAACUUGAAGACCUUGAAAAUCUGUCUGUCACUCCAGAUAAAAGAUCACCUUUUGAACCAGGCAGCAAUUCUGCUGAAGCGACAGCCCAGGAGUUGUGCAGAGCUUUCAGAAAAUACUGGUUGCAGACAGACUCUGUAGUUCAGCUGUCUGGUUGCCUGAGCUCAUCUAAGCAGAGAUCUGUGCUGAAAGAAGAGAUUCCAAAAGAACUUGAGUCCAGUUUGAAUCUGGCUGAAGAAAUAAAGAUCCUAUCCAAAUUAAGAGGAUCUUCUGGCUGGUCCCCGCCAAGAUCGCAGAUUAUAUUUAAUAUUCAUCCUUCAGUCAAGAGAGAUGCAGUGGUGGCUGCUCAAAACUUCACGUGUGUUGGCUGCGGAACUCCGAUAGAAAGCAAAUAUAUCAGGAGACUCCGCUAUUGUGACUACCUGGGGAAAUACUUUUGUGACUGCUGCCACAGCUAUGCCCAGUCUUGUAUUCCUGCCCGAAUACUUUCAAAAUGGGACUUCAAAAAAUACUAUGUAUGCAACUUCUCCAAGCACCUACUGGACAGCAUAUGGCAGCACCCAAUUUUCAAUGUGUUAUGUAUUAACAAAACGCUCUACACAAAAAGUAAAGAAAUGGACAGGGUGAGGGAGGCCCAAGAACAGCUUUUUCAUUUGAAAAAGCUUUUGAAAACUUGCAGGUUUGGUGAAAGUGCACUGAAAGAAUAUGAACAGGUCCCCAGCCAUCUGACAGAGGAGCUGCAUCUCUUCUCACUGGAUGAUCUAGUGAAGAUCAAACGAGGACAGUUACUGCCCCUUCUUAAAGAUAUUCUGAAGAGCUCUAUCUCCCAUGUGGAUGGCUGUGAGCUCUGUCAAGCGAAGGGGUUUAUCUGUGAGUUCUGUCAGAGUGCAGACCUGCUCUUUCCAUAUCAGACUGCCAAAUGUAAAAGGUGUACAGAGUGCAAAACAUGCUUUCACAAAGCAUGCUUCAGAUCUGGAGGCUGCCCCAGAUGUCUGCGGAUCUCAGCUCGGAGGACACUUUCAGAAACUCCAUCACUGGUACUUCAGUGAAACUGGAUUCCUCUGACUGCUAACUUCAGAAGAUGCUCAAAGGCAAAUCUUCAAAUGCAUGACUAAAAACUAAAUAAUGUUGUUUUAGACAUUACUAGUUUUAAUGCAUGUCUCAUUUAUGGGGGGGGUGGUAAAAAAAAAAAAAAAAAGGCUAAACGAAAACCAAACAACUUUAAUAUCCUCCUUGAAACCUCACCCUAAAUGAAUUCCAUCCUAACUGGUGACAGAAAGACUGGAUGUUAAUUCUAUGGGCAGCUUUUUGUUGCUAUGUUUUGUCUUUGUAUGUAAGAUUUUUAAUAUUAUAUUUUUUCAUAGAAAAAUGGUUCAUCUCUGUAAUUCUGCAGAUAAUGUGUAGAUAGUAAAUGAGCAUUCGAAAUUAUCUGUGUCAGAUUUUGGAAAUGUGGAAAAAGUGGUAAUGUACAAAAUCAUUCCCUGGAAAGCUCUACAAUAAAUAGAAAAAGCUUAUCUACAAA
Messenger RNA from Empidonax traillii (willow flycatcher), 1829 nucleotides. It is a transcript of the gene RUBCNL, whose product is annotated as rubicon like autophagy enhancer. Lineage: Eukaryota; Metazoa; Chordata; Aves; Passeriformes; Tyrannidae. The record is from RefSeq and is a predicted model, not a curated record. Gene Ontology annotation, molecular function: phosphatidylinositol phosphate binding. The transcript has 12 exons. Bases 25 to 1356 code for a protein of 443 amino acids. Gene Ontology annotation, cellular component: intracellular membrane-bounded organelle; autophagosome membrane. Gene Ontology annotation, biological process: autophagosome maturation; autophagosome-lysosome fusion; autophagosome-endosome fusion.